AUGUUUCCCCUGUGCUCGGCCACAAGCUGCCAUUACCAUUCUCAGAUUUUAUUUCCUGGCAAUUGGCGAGGUUGUUCUUCCUUCAGGAGAGAGUCGAUUCACAGAUACACUUCUGUUGAUAAUUUCUUCUUUGGCAUUUCUAAUGGAACACCACUUCAGAAGAGUUGCUUAUCUCAAGCCACUGGGAGUUUCUUCACCGGUACCAUCGAGAACACAGAACAGCAAGUAUCCACUUUCACAAGUUUGUGUGAGAAUGAGUUGGACAGAAUCAACUACAUGGUUUAUGACAUGAGAGAAGCUCUUGUAGCCGGUGAUCUUCGUGGGGGUCUGACAUAUGUAGACAGUGAAGACUUUGCUGCUGAGACAUUAACUGAAAACACCAGUAGCCUUCUAUCUCCGGAUACUUCUGUGUCUCUGCCAGAUACUCUAGAUCUCAAGCCAGGGCCACUUCCCGAUGCGAAAGCUAGCUUUGAUGACCUUUCUUCUAGUGUCAAGGAGUCGCUAAGCUCUUCACUAAACCAAGGAGAAAACGCUGUGAAGAACACUUUGGAUUCCUUCUCCUCGUCCGUGACAUCCAUUACAAAGAAUGCUUCUCAAGCUGUAGAUAAUGCAUUCAACACUGCGUUUUCUACGCUAGACCAGACAGGAGAUAUAGCUGGAGACAAGCUUUCGAGCGUUUCCACUGGCUUGAAGGACGCUUCAAACAGAGCAGCUUCUGUUGCAAUUGAGCUGUUGAGGCAAUCAGUUGGUAUUGCAGAGAGUUCCUUAGCAAAUGGAGUUUCUUUUGUUGUCUACUCUUAUGGCUCAGCAAAGGAACUGCUUCCUCCAGAUGUUAAAACUGUGCUUACCUCAUCAGAAGAUGUUGCUCUAAAAGUAUUGAGGCCCUUGGGUGCUGUGUUGAAGCAGGUGUAUAUUGCCGUUGGAGGUUUGGAGAGAAAUUUGGGGUUGAAUCCAGAUGAUCCAAUCAUUCACCUUUUUCUCUUCGUAGGCACCACAGGAACCUUUUGGACUCUAUAUCGGGUUUGGACAUAUGGUGGAUAUGCUGGAGAUUUGUCUCCAAAGUCAACUCUUGAGCUUUUAACAUCCAGAGAAAAGCCAGUCCUCAUUGAUGUCAGGCCUGAAGCCUUGAGAGAGAAAGAUGGAAUCCCUGAUCUGCGGAGAGGAGCUCGUUUUCGAUAUUCUAGUGUGACACUUCCUGAGGUUGACGGUGCUGUUAAACGGCUACUGAGAGGUGGAAAUGAAGUGGAUGAUACCUUGACAGCAGUUAUCAUCAAGAACUUAAAAGCAGUCAAGGACAGUUCCAAGGUUAUUGUUAUGGAUGCUGAUGGAACUCGCGCUAAGGGCAUUGCAAGAGCCUUGAGAAAACUUGGGAUUAAGAAGCCAUACUUGGUGCAAGGUGGGUUUAGAUCAUGGGUUAAGGAAGGUCUUCGUGUGAAAGAGCCAAAACCUGAGACAACACUUUCCAUCCUCAACGAGGAAGCUGAGGCAAUUCUUGAGGACAUAAAUCCCUCUCCACUGCAAGUAGUUGGAGUUGGUGUGGGGUUUUUCGCAGCAUUGUAUGCUUUGUUUGAGUGGGAGAAAACACUGCAACUCAUAGCUGUCUUUGGCCUCGGCCAGACUAUAUACCAGCGACUUUCUUCAUAUGAUGACUCCGAAGACUUCAAGGAAGACGUCAGGCUGUUGUUUGCACCGGUGAAACUUGGAGCACAGGCUUUCUCAUGGGCUGCAGGAAAACUUGAGACAAAUGGUGUUGGCCUCCCGACUUCACCUUCUUCCACAGAUGUCCGAAGCCGGGUUUUACAGGCUGCUGCUAAGCAUGAAUCUCAGCCGUCUGAUGAAACUUCUGAAGGUCUCCAAGAUGCAUCGUCGUCAUCCACAGAAGAAGCUUUGGACAAGGUCUCAGAAGCGUAA
This is a messenger RNA of Microthlaspi erraticum, 1911 nucleotides long. Lineage: Eukaryota; Viridiplantae; Streptophyta; Magnoliopsida; Brassicales; Brassicaceae. The record is from the annotation of a GenBank genome assembly.